Ophidiomyces ophidiicola is the source of this 1203-nucleotide messenger RNA. RefSeq lists its product as uncharacterized. Gene Ontology annotation, molecular function: 4-hydroxyphenylpyruvate dioxygenase activity. Bases 1 to 1203 code for a protein of 400 amino acids. The record is from RefSeq and is a predicted model, not a curated record. Lineage: Eukaryota; Fungi; Ascomycota; Eurotiomycetes; Onygenales; Onygenaceae. The transcript has 3 exons. Gene Ontology annotation, biological process: L-tyrosine catabolic process.
AUGCCUGCCCCUGAAGAAUCACAGGCUGUAAUGAGCCUUGGCCCUGGGUAUCUAGGGUUUGAUCACAUCUUGUGGUAUGUUGGAAACGCAAGACAAGCCGCAUCCUACUACAUUACUCGAUUCAACUUUAACCAGCUUGCCUAUCGAGGCCCGGAGACCGGCUCCCCUCAUAUCACAUCGUACGUUGUUGGAAACGGUGAAGUGCGUUUUAUUUUCACUGCUCCAGUGCACGCUCCAUCAGUGCUAGACAACAAACUGUCAGAUAGUGAAAGAACCGUCUUGAAAGAGAUCCAUGAACACCUCACUAAGCAUGGUGAUGGUGUCAAGGACAUUGCUUUUCGCGUCAAUAGUGAUGUCCGUGAGAUUUGGAAUAAGGCCGUGAAACACGGAGCUCAUCCCAUUAGAUCACCAACCACUAUUCAGUCGAAACAUCCAUUUACUGGGCAUAUUCAGUUGGCAACUAUAGGUACUUAUGGAGAUACAACCCACAGUUUCAUUAAUCGGGAAAAGUAUACAGGGCCAUUUUUGCCUGGCUAUUCUGUUGUGAACGAUCAAGACCCUAUCAAUUGUCAUCUUCCCGCCAUUGAUUUCAUUGAAAUCGACCAUUGUGUAGGAAAUCAGCCUUGGGGAGGGUUGGAAAAAGCUGUCACCUUCUACGAGAACUGCCUUGACUUCCACCGAUACUGGACUGUUGAUGACAAUGCCAUGUGCUCUGAAUAUUCAGCGAUGCGCUCAAUUGUCAUUGCUUCGCCAAAUGAUAUCGUGAAAAUGCCUCUUAAUGAACCCGCUAUGGGCAAAAAGAAAUCUCAAAUUGAGGAAUUCGUUGAUUACUAUAAUGGAUCGGGUGUGCAGCAUAUUGCUUUCCGCACAAAUGACAUAAUUUCUGCGGUUAGCCACCUUCGCAAACGUGGUGUACAGUUCCUGAGUGCCCCUGAUACCUAUUAUAACGCUAUGAGAUGCCGACUUAAGGACGCGAACGUGGUCUUAGACGAAAGCAUCGAUUUACUUCAGAAGCUCAACAUCCUCGUUGAUUUUGACCAGGGAGGUUACCUACUGCAGAUUUUCACUAAACAUGUUUUAGAUCGACCAACGGUGUUUUUGGAGGUUAUCCAACGGAACAACUUUGAUGGGUUCGGGGCUGGCAAUUUCAAGGCUCUGUUUGAGGCCUUUGAGAAAGAGCAAGAGCUGAGAGGAAACCUUUAG